Molecule: messenger RNA, 1312 nt
Organism: Hibiscus syriacus
Lineage: Eukaryota; Viridiplantae; Streptophyta; Magnoliopsida; Malvales; Malvaceae
Product: two-component response regulator ARR2-like
Exons: 6
Coding region: 1-1263 (420 amino acids)
Biological process (GO): phosphorelay signal transduction system; cytokinin-activated signaling pathway
Molecular function (GO): DNA binding
Source: RefSeq, a predicted model, not a curated record
AUGAGCAUCGUUGAUGACAAUGGUGUUGCUGAAUUCCCAUCUGAUUUGAAGGUUCUCGUAGUUGAUUAUGAUAAAACAUCUCUCCUAGUACUGGAAAGAAUGCUUCGAAAGUUAUUAUAUCAAGUUACCAAGUGUCAGCACGGGAGUGAUGCACUUGCUUUGCUUAGAGAGAAAAACAACAGAUUUGAUAUUGUAAUAUGUGAUUCACAUAUGCGUGACAUUGAUGGACUCAAGCUUAUUAAGACCAUUGUUUCAGAGAUGGACUUGCCGGUCGUUGUGAUAUCUUCGGACGAAAGACAUGGAGUUAUUAUGAAGGGUAUACUCAAAGGAGCUUGUGAUUAUUUGGUGAAACCAGUUCGCAUGGAAGCUAUUAGUCUCAUUUGGCAGCAUGUGGUUCGCAAGAAGAUACGUUUUCUUGCACAAUUUCAGAAGCCUAGCAUUGACAACAUUAACAUUGACAGGUUAAGCCUACUACAGCUGUCUAAUGAUACCACCGCUUCCACUAAUCGAAUCGUCCCGACAAUAGAUAAAAGAAGCCUGAAACGGAAGAGCGAAGACGGAUCUAAUGAUGGAGAAUCCUCCAACGAAGAGACGACCUGGAAGAAACCGAGGGUGGUUUGGACACAAGAGCUCCAUGAGUUGUUUGUUACUGCUGUGAAUCAACUUGGAGAUGGCAAUGAUGUUCCGAAGAAAAUUUUGGAGCUUAUGCAAGCUAUGAAUGUUACUAUUCUUACAAGAGAGAAUAUUGCAAGUCAUCUUCAGAAAUAUCGCAUGCAUCUUCAGAAAGAAAGUGCAAGAUCGGCUGGUAACCGAGAUCUCAAUGCCUACCAACAAUUCCAACCCACACCCACAACCACAACCACUUCUGCAUAUCAACUUCCACAUCAAAAUCUUGCAAAUGGGCAUGUUUUAAGUACAGUUCCAAGUCAUGUUGAUAGAGGGAGCAAUGUUUUCGACUCAUAUAUUGUUUCCCAAUCAAGUCACAGUCCUCGAAUCGAUGCCUCCUUGUAUGAUCCCUCUCGGUCGAACUUGUUAUACCAGAAUGAUUUUCCUUCUAGUGAUGGUGUUGCCAUCUCAAUGGAAGAAAAUCUGUACAGUACUGCAGGGAGCGUCACGGAGCUUUCGAAUCUAUUUUCGGCUGCUGGCGGAAUGAUCUAUGAUACCUCGUUUUUGCAAGAGGAGGUUGCACUUGUUGGACUUCAAUCUAACAUGGGUGGGUACCUCCCCUGCAGUUCUAAUUACUUCGGUUUGACACAAAGCUAGAUUAUUAUUUUUUCUUUCAAAGGUGCAUUUUGUUGUUUCUUCAGCUUAA